Messenger RNA from Pollicipes pollicipes, 653 nucleotides. RefSeq names its product ATP synthase subunit 9, mitochondrial. Gene Ontology annotation, molecular function: proton transmembrane transporter activity. The transcript is spliced from 3 exons. The record is from RefSeq and is a predicted model, not a curated record. Bases 98 to 487 code for a protein of 129 amino acids. Gene Ontology annotation, biological process: proton transmembrane transport; proton motive force-driven ATP synthesis. Lineage: Eukaryota; Metazoa; Arthropoda; Thecostraca; Pollicipedomorpha; Pollicipedidae.
GUAUUGGAUUCCUCCUCUCUUCCUCCCGCACUUCUUCCCGUCGGUGUGCUGGCGAGUUUCCUUCUUACAAACCAUCCCACUCGCCAACUCAGCCACCAUGUAUGCCUGCUCAAGGAUCGUGAUGCCGGCUGCCAGAGUAACACUGCUGCGGCCGCUGAGCUCGGUGGCAGUGGCUCCCGUCAGUCCGGCGGCGGCCGCGCCCGCCUCCAGCCAGGCGGUGGUGCCGUACCGGUCCCUGCAGACGUCGACCGUCUCCCGCGACAUCGACUCGGCCGCCAAGUUCAUCGGUGCCGGCGCCGCCACGGUCGGCUCGGCCGGCUCUGGCGCCGGCAUCGGCUCCGUCUUCGGCUCGCUGAUCAUCGGUUACGCACGGAACCCCUCUCUGAAGCAGCAGCUCUUCUCGUACGCCAUCCUGGGAUUCGCCCUGUCCGAGGCCAUGGGUCUGUUCUGUUUGAUGAUGGCUUUCCUGCUGUUGUUCGCUUUCUAGCCGCGCACGGGCGGCGGUCGGGAGGGGUGUGUGUCGGGAGUGGGCGCGGCUCCCGUUAGUGGUGUACGUCGGUCGGACGCGUCCGACGGCGCCAGGUUCGACCCGCGCCGCUGGACGCGGCCCCCUUAGAUACCAAUAUACACCCACGUGUACGUGACCAACUGUA